Messenger RNA from Monodelphis domestica (gray short-tailed opossum), 420 nucleotides. The record is from RefSeq and is a predicted model, not a curated record. Lineage: Eukaryota; Metazoa; Chordata; Mammalia; Didelphimorphia; Didelphidae.
AUGUGCCACACCAGCUGCUCCACUGGCUGCCAGCCUCCCUGCUCCAUGCCCGUGUGCUGCCGCCCAGCCUGCUGUGUGACCCUGCUGUGCCGCCCACUGUGCCCUGUGGUGCCCAGCUGCCAGGCAGUCUGUGGGGGUGGCAGCUGCUCACCCUCCUGCUGUGUGUCCAGCCCCUGCCAGGCCACCUGCUCUGUGUCCAGCCCCUGCCAGGCCAGUUCCUGCAGCCCGUCCUGCUGUGUGUCCAGCCCCUGCCAGUCUGCUUGCUGCGUGCCCGUCUGCUGCAAACCCGUGGUGUGUGUGCCCGUGUGCACCAAGCCUGUGGCCUGUGGGGCCUCGGCCUGCCAGGUCUCCUGCUGCCAGCCAGCUUCCUACACCACCCUUGUGUGCAGACCCUCCUGUGCCCCCUCCUGCUGCUCCUAA